Molecule: messenger RNA, 2996 nt
Organism: Parasteatoda tepidariorum (common house spider)
Lineage: Eukaryota; Metazoa; Arthropoda; Arachnida; Araneae; Theridiidae
Product: gamma-aminobutyric acid receptor subunit beta-like
Biological process (GO): monoatomic ion transmembrane transport
Cellular component (GO): membrane
Molecular function (GO): GABA-A receptor activity; extracellular ligand-gated monoatomic ion channel activity
Source: RefSeq, a predicted model, not a curated record
CAGAGCCCCCUCCAUCCUAUGAGUAAAGCGCAAGCGCAAUAUGAUGGAAUCAACUCACUCGCUACGGUAAUCGGCGGCAAGUGAGAGAAAAUUCCGCUUCAUAAGGAUGCUGCUUGUAGCUCCAACACGUGUAAACUGCAAUGUAUCGAUACCUAAUACUUAAGCUCUUCUCAAUACUUAGUGUUUUGAAUUAUGGUUGUUGUCGGCAGGUGGAGAGUCCUGCACAAUUGGAUAAUGUCACAGAUAUACUCAAAACAAUACUGGAAGGCUACGAUAUACGACUUAGACCUAAUUUCGGAGGUGCUCCAUUGCUCAUUGGUAUGGAUAUGGUUAUAGCUAGUUUCGACAGCAUAUCUGAAGUUAAUAUGGAUUAUACUUUAACACUUUACUUGAAUCAGUUCUGGACUGAUGAAAGGCUGAUUUUUAGCAGAGAAAAUUACGAACUUACACUUUCAGGUGAUUUUGCAGAGAAAAUUUGGGUACCAGAUACAUUUUUUGCAAAUGAUAAGAAUUCUUUUUUACACGAAGUUACUGAAAAAAAUAAAAUGGUGCGAUUGCGAUCAAAUGGAGAAAUUGCAUAUGGUAUGAGGUUUACAACAACAUUAGCUUGCAUGAUGGAUCUACAUUAUUACCCAUUAGACACACAAAAUUGUACAGUAGAAAUUGAAAGUUAUGGUUAUACUGUAGCAGAUGUUGAAAUGUACUGGACGCAAACGCCAGUAAUUGGAGUUGAAGACGCUGAGUUACCACAGUUUUCUAUCAUAAAGUAUGAAACUACAAAUCGAAUGGAAAAACUUGCUACAGGGACAUACCAACGUUUAUCACUGAGCUUUGAACUGAAAAGAAAUAUUGGAUAUUUUAUAUUUCAAACAUAUUUGCCGUCCAUUCUCAUCGUUAUGCUGUCUUGGGUCUCAUUUUGGAUAAAUCAUGAAGCUACAUCAGCAAGAGUGGCACUUGGUAUUACCACUGUAUUGACCAUGACUACAAUUAGCACAGGAGUACGCUCGUCUCUGCCUCGUAUUUCAUACGUCAAAGCCAUCGAUAUAUAUCUAGUGAUGUGUUUUGUAUUUGUAUUCGCCGCACUUUUAGAAUAUGCUGCUGUAAAUUACACUUAUUGGGGAGCUAGAGCGAAAAAGAAAACAAAAAAGGAAAAUAAAGCAAAUGACGUUGUUUGUCCAAAUGAAGAAAUAAUAGAACUCCAGGAUGUCAGAAUGUCCCCGAUCCCUUGUUUACGGAAAAGGAAGUCUCUGAGUAAUGCUACUAGUGAGACGGAAGCCAUAUUUCCGCCCUCAUUGCGCUUGAGUAACUUAUCUUUACGCACUUCUUAUAGCCCUAGAGUUCCUAGUGGCUUGGGGCGCCGAAGUAGGAUGGAAUACGGGCGAAAGCCAAAAGUUAUUCAAGCUUUAAAAAAGAGAGCCAACGCCCUCAAGGCUUCCGUUCCCCGAAUCAAAGAUGUCAACAAAAUAGACAAAUAUUCUCGGGUUAUAUUUCCAGUGUCGUAUUUGAUCUUUAACGCCAUCUAUUGGUGCUUCUACUUAUUCUGAAGUCGGGCAUUUUUAAAAAUAAAUUUACCAAGACAAUUUUAUUCUGCAUUCCAAAGAAAGUAUUUGAUAAGUUAACGUGUAUACCUCCAUUUAUUGGCAUCAAUGUCGGACAUUAAUUGCAAACAGAAUAAAUGAUUUUAGUUUGUGUACUUACAUUGACUUGCUAACACUGUAAAAAAUGAGUUGUAUGAAGAACGUUCAAUUUUACGAAGCUUGAAGUUUUCUCCGAAAACUGUUAUUCAUAACAAGUAUAUUACUUGGUAGUCAAAGGCAGUUAAAAAGCAAGUUUAGGAACGUUAUAAAAUUAACUAAAUUCUUUAAUACAUUCUGAAUGAAGAGAAUUGAAUAUAUUCAUAAGUGUAGCGCAAACCGAAAUGAUGAUUAAUCAGAUGUAGCUCCUCAAGUUGAGCUCUUUGUACAAUUCAUGGAGAAAUAUGAUGUGUUCUUAGCAAUUAAGACUAAAGCUUGUUAAAAGUGUUUUUGUUGCUAAAGUAAAGACUUUUUAUUCCUUUAGGAUACAGGUUUGCUUUUUGUUACUCUAACGAAACAUUCGGAGCUCUGUGGCAUAUCAUAUUAAUAGCCAAUGAGUUACUUUUUUAUUCCAGAAGAACACGGUACCCAAUAAAAUAAGAUCUGCUUUGUAAACAUUGUUUCUGGACCAUACAUAUAUUGAUAUCGUAAUAAUAAUUUUAGUUUUCUUUUCAUCUCGUCAUAAAUAAAAAACAUCUGCUGUAGUAUUAGAUAAGUGGAAAACUAACUCUCCAGUGAAUGCAACCUAUUGCGUUAGCAUUUUUGGCAUAGUUUAAAACAUUCACGAAAAAUUCCUAAACUCUACAAUGAAGUUUGAUUCACAUAAAAGAGACAAUUCUUUUGUUUGUAUUUCAUAUAUAUAAGUAUGAAAAUUAUUUCAAGGGAAGAUGUUUUAAUGUAUUACAAAUCGGAGUCAACCUAGAAAAAUUUGCCUUCUGGUUAUCAUAUUUAAUGUUUUAAAAGCUUGGAAAAGUUGCAUCAAGAUGGAAAAAAACUGCUCUGGUUUAAUACGAAGAACGUGCGCACGGUGUUAAAAAACACGCUACAUUCUGAAUAACUGACCAAAUCAACAUAUUUGUAAUUUGAAGCUCUAAACUAAGAAAUUUGAGAGCAUGUAAAAUACUGUGAAAUUACAUGACGGUGCUCAAUUUCUUGAUAAGUUACCUGGCUAAACUAUUAAAACUAUAUCUUCCAGAUCAUAAUUUUGUACGGUAAAAAGUUUUUAAGGAUUUGAAAAUCAUAAACAUUAAAAAAUCAUAUUAUGUUCGAUUAGAGAAUAAGAGCUUUUAACUACAAUUAUCAACUUCAAAAUCUAUUAGUAAAUUUCCUAAAAUACUGUAUAAUGCAUCACAUUACGUUUAAAAUCAUUUAAAUUAUUACCAUCAACAUGUAUUCAAAAUAAGAUUUUUUUUAAUAUUGCAU